This is a messenger RNA of Aspergillus aculeatus ATCC 16872, 1083 nucleotides long. Its product is annotated as class I SAM-dependent methyltransferase. NCBI's taxonomy places the organism in Eukaryota, Fungi, Ascomycota, Eurotiomycetes, Eurotiales, Aspergillaceae. The record is from RefSeq and is a predicted model, not a curated record. Gene Ontology annotation, molecular function: methyltransferase activity. The transcript has 2 exons. The coding region runs from base 1 to 1083 and encodes 360 amino acids.
AUGGCAUCGCCUACUCGCAACUAUUAUACUUCUCCAGCAACGGACCCCGCUGAGAUAGCUCGCUCCAGGCAAAAUUCAGAUGUGAUGGAGAUUUACGGCAUCACAGACCGCGAAAAUCUAGAGCAUAGUGCCGCCGAUAGUGAUGCCGCCAACCGCAAUGGCUCUCCGAGCAUGAGUAGUACUUUCAGCAAGCUCUCACAAUAUUACCCCCCUUAUGAAGAAAAUGGCAGGAUGUAUCAUGGUUUCCGGAAAGGAGUCUACAUGUUACCAUGCGAUGAGCAGGAGCAGGACCGCCUCGACAUCUUCCACAAGUUGUUCACGGAAGCGCGAAAGUCGGACGGUCUGAUUUACGCCCCGCACCCUCCGAAUGGACGGUUUUUAGACCUGGGCUGCGGAACGGGUAUCUGGGCCAUUGAUGUGGCACAUAAGUAUCCAAAGGCCCAUGUGGUUGGAGUUGACCUUGCGCAAAUACAGCCCGACAAUCACCCUGAAAACUGUCAUUUCUUUGCACCAUUCGAUUUUGAGGGUCCCUGGGCCAUGGGUGAGGAUUCGUGGGACCUAAUUCAUCUGCAAAUGGGCUGUGGCAGCGUUGUGGGCUGGUCAAACCUCUAUCAGAAGAUCUUUGCCCACCUUGCACCGGGCGCUUGGUUCGAGCAGGUGGAGAUCGAUUUUGAACCACGCUGCAACAACCGUCCUUUGGAGAAAUUGGCUAUGUGGCACUGGUAUCAAUACCUGAAGCAAGCAACACAGGAUACAAUGCGACCAAUCGCACACAAUUCUCAUGAGACGAUCAAGCAACUCGAGGAAGCCGGUUUUACGCAAAUCAACCAUCAAAUAGUGGGCCUACCGCUAAACCCUUGGAUCCCUGAUAAGCACGAGAGCAAGGUCGCCCGGUGGUACAACCUGGCUAUCUCGGAGAGUAUUGAGUCUCUCAGUCUGGCACCGUUCAGCCGUGUCUUUCAAUGGCCGGUGGACAAGAUCAGGCGCAUCUCCGAGGAGGUGAAAUCCGAAGCCUUUAACCCAGACAUCCAUGCUUGGAACCUCUUACAUAUCUAUCAAGCGCGAAAGCCCCUCCCCAAUUGA